AGCUUCUUUGGGAGCCUUGAACGCCUCCGCGGCUGCAGAUGCGUCGCGGGGUGUGGUGAAAACUUGGGGAAAACUUCACCACAGGCGCUCAUAAUCUUUGUGCGCUCGUGUUUGGAUCCCAGUGACGGAAGAGUAACAGCCAGGGAAGCGGGAUGGAGUCGUGCAUGACAAAGCCUGAAGCCAAGAAGAAAACCAGACCUACCAAACUGCCUCCGUGGCCUCCUGAGCCACAAAAAAACAAUGCAGAAUCAUCAGACAAGCCUGUCCCCAUUCUGCCUCCACGACCACAGGACAAUGAACCGAGCCAAACCCAAUAUCGUCUAAAAAGAUCAGUGUUUGAUAGCGAGGCCAAACAAAAUGUGACGCAAAGCAAGACGAAGGAGAAAAAUGCAGAACCUCCAGUGCCAGCACCUCGACGAGCUGAACAGGAGAAGAACCAGCCAACGAGACAUAACCGGCACGAAGGCGAAGGCAAGAAGAUUUCCGCGGGAAGCGUCCCAUCGGAAGUGGCUACUGACAUCAAGCAGAUGCGCCCGCCCGUUGUGAUGACCAAGUCACAAAAAAGCCAGAAAAACAAACGGCCGUCAUUCAUCAGUCAUGUGACUAACAUCGAGGCCGGAGGUGACGACGCUGCAGACAAACGGGCCAUCGCUAGCAAACCUAGGGCCCUGAAGGGCGUUAUGAAGCACCUCAAGCCAACACCUAAGGGCGGCGGCGGGGGAGGAGAGGCACUCCCGGAUCCCGACAAGGACGAGGGCGCUUCGGAAAAGGAACGAACCGCCGGCGACAAAAGCAAACGAGAUAAAAGUGGAGAACCCAAACAAGACUUUGGCGGUAGACUUGCCGAAAUGUUCCGGAAACCUGCUGUGGUGACGAUGGGAAAAUCAGACAGUGAUUUGGAGGAGAAUGAAGACGACCAGAAAACGUCAGAACGAUCGAAAGCUGGAAAAAAUUUAAACCGGAAGUUCAAGAAGAAAGCUGCUGAAGCUAAGUCGGACCAGGAGCUGUCGGACAGUGGCGACGAUCUGUCUGCGAAGCCCUCCUCAGAGGAAAAAGGAGGAUUUUUCAGCGGCAUCCUCCGCAAACCUCCCAAGAUUCGUAAAGAGGCGUCACCCGAGCAGGAUUCCGACGAGCUUCCCAGCGACCUUUCCGGCAAUGAGGACAACCAGUUGGACAAAAAGGAGAAAGGUGGUUUGUUUAGCGGAUUACUCAAGAAGACGCCCAAAGCUGGCGCUGAGGAGAACUUGAGCGCGCAAAAAGAGUUGUCAGCGAGCAACGACAGUCUGUCCGAUGUCACGAAAACUAAAGAGAAGGGAAGCGCAUUCAGUGGAAUGUUCAAGAAGUCACCCAAAACAAGCGACGCAUCCAACACAGAAGAAGUGAGCAAACAGCCACAAGACGACGAGCGGUCAGUGGGCAGCGACGGACCUUCGGAGGAAAAUUACAAGGAAAAGGGAGGAAUAUUUGGUGGAUUCUUCAAGAAAGCUGCUAAAGCGCUUCAGCCUGAACAAGAUGAGAACUUGGAUAAGAAGUUGUCAGCCAGCAGUGAGAAUUUAUCUGAGGGAAAAGCGGAGAAAGAGCGAGGGCUGUUUGGUGUUUUCUUGAAGAAGACUCCCAAAGGAGAGCGGGCUGAUUCAUCAGAUGACGAAGAAGACAAGGAGAGGGCGGCCACAACUGCAGCAGCGGUCGGCGACGACGCCACUGAGAAGCACGUGACCAAGGACAAAAACAUUUUCAGCAACAUGUUCAAGAAGCCUACAGAGGGCGACAAGGAUGGGGAAGCAAAAAGUGAAGCAGCGGCAUUCGGGAGUUCGGAGAAUUUGUCCGAAAACGUCCCUAAGGGCAAAAAAGGAGGUCUGGCCGGCAUCUUCAAAAGAUCUUACAGUAACGACAACGAGGUGGAUGAGGAGAAAGGUGGACUCUUCAGCGGCCUGAAGAAAACCACAACGAAAGCAUCUGCAGAUGACGAAGCUACAGGGGACAAGGAGAAGUCCUCGAGUAACGACAAUCUGUCGGAAAAGCCCAAGGAAAAAAGCAUUUUCAGUGGAAUGUUCAAGAAAGCACCGAAAGCAGCAGAUGAGGCCGCAGUUGAUGAGGAGUCCAACAGCGGACAGGACAAGAACUUAUUAUCUGCAAGCAAUGAAAACCUGACCGAAGAAAACGCUCCAAAAGAAAAGACUGGAGGUCUGGCAGGAAUGUUCAAAAAGUCACCCAAACCGGCGCCACGCUCCGUCGUCAACAAGGAUCCUCUCAGUGAUGCCAAGGAUGCAGAAAGUGACAAGGACGACUUGUCAGGUGACGAACUAUCAGGUGAUGCUGUCAUUCUUGAAGCUGCCACUGCAAAAGAGAAAAAGGGAGGCUUCGCCGGAAUGUUCAAGAGGACGCCCAAAACCGCUGACAAACAGGACAAGGACGACGACAAGGAUGACAUGGCGCCACCUAAGGGCGGAGGGCUGAGACGCAGGAAGACCAUCAAAAAGAAAAGACGAAUCGUGUCCUUCAGAAUCAAGACGACUCUUCCCAAAAUGCCAAAGCUAAACGCGCAGGCCCGAGAAAAGAUGCCCCUCAUUGAAGAGAGUGUGGAGAUGCAGGAGAUAACCCCGCCACAGGAGAGCACUGUGGAGAUCCUGCCGGUUGAGAUGGCAGCAUACCCAUCCAGUGGAAACCCCCUGGAAUCAGAGGAGGAAAAUGACGGCCUAUUGGAAUGGUGGAAUAAUGUCGAAGGCUGGGCUGAAUGGAACGAGACAGCCAAUUUUCAAGAAGAUGAGGAGGGAAUGGCAAUGGAGGAGGCAGCCGACCGUGUUUACAUGGCUGCACGACUGUUUGUGCACCUCUUCAACCAGCGGGGGGCGUCCUUGCAACAGUGUAUCCUGGAGCUGCUGGCCAUCGCCGAUGCCGCUGACCAGUUCCACAAGAAGACUGUAUCAGCGGCCGUGGGUGGUGGCGUGGCGAGCGUGGCCGGCAGCCUGACCACCAUCACGGGGCUCAUCCUGGCACCGUUCACCUUCGGCGCCUCCAUCAUUGUCACAGCGGUGGGCAUCGGCGUGGCCACAGCGGGAAGCAUCACCUCGGCCACCGCCAACAUCACUGACACUGUCCAUUCUAACAUGGACCGCAAGAAAGUGGAGAAGAUGAUCCAAGACUAUCAGGAGAGGAUCAAAGAUAUCCGGGACUGCAUGGAUUUUGUGCAGGAGGGUAUAGAUACCCUACAGGAAUGGGACUUUGAGAAAUACUCGCAGAGUGCCGCGAAGAAGGCCCUGAAUCACAACAUCAAGCACGUGGUAAAGGAAGGCGGCCGGGCAGGGAAAGCCCUCAUGAUAAACACUGACAAGCUCAUCAGCACCGUCCAAGUUCUGGGUGCGGGAGCUGGAGCAGCCAAAGCCGCCCAGGCCAUAAGUGUCACCACAGGUGUCAUGUCGGCGCUCUUCCUUGCUCUCGAUGUCUUCUUCCUCGCCAAAGACUCCCACGAGUUGCGCAAAGGUGCCAAGACCAAGUUCGCCUCCAAGAUAAGGGACGUGUGCAAAGAUCUGCAGGAUGGUCUUCUGGAGCUCAACAAGGUCAAGACCCAACUACAGAAAACCAUGGACGGCAUUGAAGUGGAAGAGUAUGAGGAGAUCGAGGAAGUGGAGGUGGAAGUGGAUGACGACCUGGAGUCUGAUCCCAAGAAGCUGGCUGAGCUAGAGCAAGAGCUGGACCUCAUGGAAGAGAAAUUAGACAAGAGGAUUGAGGAUGGCAAAAAUGCAGAAAAGGAAAGCGAAUCCAAGGAGAAGAAGGAAGGGACAAGGAAGAAAGACAAACUGGACAAGGAAACAGAGAACCAGAUCACAGCCUGGAAGGGAAAAAAGGAAAAAGAGGAAACAUCUUCACUUAAAAAAGAGAAGGAGAAACCCAAAGAGAAGGACAAUGUUGGGAAGGAUCCAAAUGAAAGAACAGUAGAAUCCAGAAAGAAGUCAGAAUAUGAGAAAACUACCGAAGACAGAUUGAAAGAAGCACCUACCAAAACACAAGACUCCCUUAGGAUGCCAGAACAUGACCGACGCGACAGAGAAAGUGAAGGGACGGAACUACGUAGAGAUACAGGGGAUUCUAAAAGGAAGCCAGGACAUGAGAGAAGCCACCAAGAAGAAAGAAUGACGACUGGGAAUCCUGAUGGAAGAGCUAAUAUUGGUGAGCGGGCCAAUCAUGAGAGAGGAAGCAAUAGAUACGCCAAAAAUAAAAGCAGCCUGACAGACAAGAUUCGAGCAAAAGACUCGAGGACAGAAACGGGAAGUAGAGAAGAACAAGAUUGGGAGAGGUCAAUGAUGAGGGACUCUCACGAAAGAAGUGACGACUGGAGGGGUUCGCAUCGGAGUCACAAAUCGAGCCGAAGGAACUAUUCAGAUGAUAAGAUAGCCAGCCAGAAGAGUUACCACAGGAGGUCGACGGGAGAGGUGGAAGCAGAAGUGCGUGGCGAGGACAAACGAGUGAGCCGAAUCGAGAGCGCCCGAAAGAAGUUUGAAAGAGAUUUUGAGGACGUGGAGGAGCAUCGAGGGAGCACGGAGCAUCAUAGGAGAGAUAGUGACAGAGUCAAGACAGGAGGCGAUCGGGAGAGGAGAGGAAGUGAUCGGGAAAGGCGAGAAAGUCACAGAGACACGACAAUAAGUGAUCGGGAGAGGAGAGAAAGUGACAGAGAGCGGAAACAUAGUCGUGGAAGUUCUCGCCAUCAUUCCAGCAUCCUCAUGGAUGACGGACUCUACAUUUAGAUUUGUUAUUCUUUGGUCUUUUAGACACUCAUUUGAUAUAGUUUGUCUCAUAUUUGAUGAGUUGUAAAUGCUGCUUCUCUUAUUUUUAGGAUUUAGUCAGAUUCUGGAUAACAGAAUCCACUGUAGUUUGUUGUAAGCUAACAAUUCUUGGGGAAAAGUCAGGUCUACAUUUCUGUCUCAACUUAUAGGAAUUCUUCUAAAGAAGUCCUGAUCCAGACAUUGGUGUUUGAUCCUAAUGCUUUGGCCAAAAACCCCAAACGUACGCAUGUCUUCCUGAGAAAGUUUAUAACCAGAUCUACUAUUUAUCUUCGGUUUCAGGUGUUUUAGCUUAACUCCUAGCCAGAACAAGAUGUUGUGGUCCUAGUUUUUUUUGGGAAAAGUCCAAUGCUAGACUAGGAUCUUGGGGUUUCUGAUUGAAUUCAACUGACUCGAUGUCUUUAGGUCCCAGGUCAAAAGCAAGGCAUUGGUUGUUGUAUUCUGGUCAACUCUUCAGCAAAAUCAAUGUCUUAUUUUUUAACCAGUCCAAGGUUUUGGAGUCUAAGGCCAUAGCAAACUCUUGGCGCUUUGGUCCAAGUGUUUUAGCCAAAUUUGUAAGUUAAAAAUGUUCGUGUAUUUGGGAUUUACAUUAUUAUAAAGAUUAUAUUAAUCCUAUUGUUAUUCAAUUAAACUAUUUUGGCUCGUAACAGAUGAUUACAGCUGACGUUUUUAUGCAAGUCAAUGUACUUUUUACUGGUGAUGGUUUUUAUGUUGAACAAAUAAAUUAUUUUUUUAAUACUGAUAAA
Messenger RNA from Corythoichthys intestinalis (scribbled pipefish), 5524 nucleotides. It is a transcript of the gene apold1a, whose product is annotated as apolipoprotein L domain containing 1a. Bases 153 to 4742 code for a protein of 1529 amino acids. NCBI's taxonomy places the organism in Eukaryota, Metazoa, Chordata, Actinopteri, Syngnathiformes, Syngnathidae. Gene Ontology annotation, biological process: lipoprotein metabolic process; lipid transport. The record is from RefSeq and is a predicted model, not a curated record. The transcript has 43 exons. Gene Ontology annotation, molecular function: lipid binding. Gene Ontology annotation, cellular component: extracellular region; membrane.